Linum trigynum is the source of this 5111-nucleotide messenger RNA. The record is from the annotation of a GenBank genome assembly. Lineage: Eukaryota; Viridiplantae; Streptophyta; Magnoliopsida; Malpighiales; Linaceae.
GUGUUAGAUGAUGAUGCUUGAGAUAUUCCUCUCCUGACACAUGGAAAAUACAGUCGGUACAUAAGAAUUAGUUGUUAAUUCAGCAUAACUGUAUUUUCAAGUGCCUUUAAAGUGAAUUUUCUUGUUUUAUGCAGGUUUGGAUUGCAGAAUAUGGGGUUCAUUGGAAUCGACGAGCUCCGAGAAGAGCAUGGUCAUUCCCAUGAGAGUAGCGCUACUUAAGGGAGUCCUCUUUUUCGUGUAAUCAAGUAAGUCUGACUCUUGAACCUACUUAGAUUUCUUUGAGUGUAUCUAAUUUUAUGAGAUGAUAGGAAAUGAAUUUUCUAAAUAACUCGUUUCCAAAUAAAAGCCUUCCAAGUUCCAGUAUUAUGGUGCUUGUAUUAUUGGCCAAUUGCUCUCUAGGUUCUCGUACUUAUCAUUACUUUACAUUUAGUGGUUGAAGCUACACUUCUUGGUUUGUGUUGCAAGUUGUGACAAAGAAAUGCAUGGUUUUAUGCUGUUAUUAUAGUAGUCUAGAGUGUAUGACAUUUCAGAUUAUCAUGGAUGUGUGGUGGCUUGAAGUUGAGCGUCUAUUGCUCUGAGAUUCAAUGGCAAUUCAGUUUAGCAGUAUUCAGUGGCAAUUCAAUUAUAUAAUUGCUUUUAUCCUGCACUUUUAUUUGUAACCAAACAAAUUGAAUAAUGAAUAUUUAUGUCUCUUUGUAGCAUAUCCCAGUCCAAGGUGCCCGGAAGCUUCUCAGUUUCUGCAGAUAUCUUCACAGGCUAUAAUCCUUAUUUGUAGGUUCCUUAUCCUCUUUGAGGUUUCAUAGUUACAAAGUAAUCAGCCUUUCAGUUUUAUGUAUGAUCCUCUCUUUAUGACCAGAAUGUUGAGCUGGUUGUUGUUAGAAAAUAGGACCAUCAGUUAAUAUCAGAAUAUUUGAAUAGUGACCAGAAUAUCAUAUUUGUAACGAAAGUGUUAUUUCUAAUGAGGCACCUCUCUUUAGUGACGGUGCAUUUGUAAACAAUGAUGAUUUUACAAUCAUAUAAUGACCAGAAUUACAUCAUUUGUAACCAGAGUGUCGUUACUAAUGAAACACCUUUCUUAAGAAUAAAACUUUAGUGACGAUUUUGGAUGCGAAGCAAAACAUUCAUUGACCUUUAGUGACGAAUUAAGCAAGGGUUUUAACCCUUGCUACGAGCAAAUUUUCAUUUUAGCUACACUAUGUUUAGCGACUCACUUAUCAAGGGUUACAACCCCAUGCUAUGAAUAUUUUCUCGUUGUAUUUUACAUUGAAGUGUAGCAAGGGUUUAAACCCUUGCUACAACCCCUGCAUGGGACUUCCACCAAGGGUUACUCAAAACCCUUGCUACGUCUAGCAGGAGCAGCUUUGCCAAGGGUUGGUGCAAGGGUUGGGUAAACCCUUGCUACAACUUGUAGCAGGGGUUAAAACCCUUGGUAUAGGUUCAAAAAACCCUUGUCAUAGCCUCCUUUUUUUUGUAGUGGAAGGUGUGUAAAUUAAAAUUAAUGUAUUGCAUUGUAAUUAGAAAUUGAAAUAAAUAAUGUGUAUUUAAUAUUUAUACGUUUUUAUAGCUUUAUAAUAAAAAAAUUCUUCUAAGGUAUGUCAAUUACAAUUAUUAGAGUUGUGUUGGAGAUCUUGUAUUAAGUUUUUUUUUUUUACACUGAUAAAACAUGAGUUUCUUAAAAAAAAUUCUUGGUAAGAAGUUUGUCGCUUGACACACCUCUCUUGAAUUACUAUUUCAAAGACUAUAAUUUUUAUCAUAGCCUUAAUUUCGAAAUGUACGUGUAUUUGUGAAAAGUGAAGGUAAAGUUAUUCCCAAAACCUCGUAUAUCUAAAAAUAAUUCAUGUUUUGAAAAUUUUUUCCUAGUAAAAGUAGUAGUCCUUCAAAAUUUAUGCGAAAUCAAUAAAAAAUCACGACGUUUGGAGUGCGGAGCACAAAGUUAUACACGUCCAAAGUUUGGUGCAAUAAGAAAAAGCUUGUUCGGGGUAGCAAACGACUUUUUUUCGGGACGAAGGAGAGACCAAACCGCAUGCAGCAGUUUGCGGCUUGCAAGAUUUUGAAAAUUUAUGCGGGAUCAAAAUAAUUUCCCUACGAUCGGAUACCCAAAUACAAAAAUACGUCCGUUUAAAAUUUCGAAUUAGGUUAGAAUUGAUCGAAAAAAAUAAUACAAACCUCUAGGUGGGGUAGCGGUUUGCAUGUUUAUUGCCCCGAUCCCAUGCGGCCAACAAAACCGCUCCCGACCCGGUGCGGGUUUCAGUAAUAACCGGGCCCUCUCCCUGCACUUUGUGGGAAAGGUGGUAUUUUUGGAUUUUUUUCGAAAAUGGAUAGUAAUGUUGUAAUUUUAAUUUUUUUGGGUGGUAUUUCUGAAAAAAUUCCCAGAAUCUGGCAAUGCUAAAUAAAUUCCCUUAACCGGAGGUGAUUAUGAUCAAGUUGAUCACGUUGAACGAGCGGACACAGGGGCGGAGCCAGGGGGUAUUGGGGGUGUCCCGGGACACCCCUAAUUUUUGGGAUGACGAUUAUCCAAUUCCGGUAGUAGUUUUCGCGUGGAUAAAAAAUAUAAGUCGUAGACUAGGUGAUUUAAAUUAGGAUACUAAGAUUUAUGAGUAAACAUGUUUUUCAUUAGACCACAACUCAUUUGUUAUUGUAUUUCAAACACUAGUUUAAUAGUAAAAAUGAUAUUCCUUCUCCCAAUUAUUUUAAAAAUCUAACAAUUGAACCUGAUUACGGGUUAUCCUUAUUCCCUCCAUUCUAUCAUAUCGAUUGGUUUACUUGCUUCUCAAAGUAAUUGAUUUUACCGAUUGCAACUGCAGGUGUUGAAAUAACAUAUUUAGUUUUGGGAAACUUUAAGAACAAGUUUCGAAAUUGAUUAAAUGAUCAGUUUGUGAAUGUUUGUAUAGUAAGAUGGAGAUAUUUGUUGAGCCAUCCAGACACUGAGUAUGUUUUGUAACACGCCGUAGACUUUUGUUGUAACUUGUAUUAGUUAGAUAUUUUCUAAUUUAAAAUGAUUUAAUUAUUUAGUUAAUUUUUAAAGAGGACACCUCUAUAUAAAAUUUCCGGCUCCGCCACUGAGCGGACAUGUCCAUGACCAAAUUCAUCUUUCCUAUAAAUUACCUAUUCAGACUUCAAAGCUGCUUAAACAAAACAAAAAAAAAACAAAAAAAAAACGGUAAACAAUUAUGUGCAAAUCAAUAUAUGAAGAAAACCACCAACUUAUUAGAAACAAAAAUUAAGUACCGUAUAUAUUGUUUGCAAGUUUGUGAGAAUCUGACAUAUUUUUUCGGCAAAGAAAGUAUCAGUUAUUACUUAUUAUACUUAAUAUAAUUCUUACCAUUGGAAGACAUUUAAUCCCGAAUAAAGGUAAGAAGAAUAAGGGAAUGGGAACGCGAUUACACUAUGCAUUUAUAUAAUUACCAUAUUUUCAUUUCCAGUUGUCACGUAACUGCACUACCAUCUUUUCUUUCCGAUCACAACCAGCCAAUAGAUCUUCACAUCUCUCAAAAUAGUUAACUUAAUACGAUGAUUCGUUUUCUUGACAUCCUUAAUUCGUCUCUCCACCUACUACAAGGUUUUGUAUAUAUAUUAGCAAGUCCGUACGUACUAGAAUUACUUCGUAUAGAGAAAAUUAUAACCACAUUCUCGCUUUCGUUCUAAGGCGCUCUCUCGUCAGUAGAUAUGGCGCCAUGGACCGCUGUGAUAGUUCUGACGCUGAUGUGGUUUACUGCAUCGGACCACUAUGGAGUUUGGUGCCACAAGUUGUCAGCAACGGAGAAACUAAACUUGAGAAGGCAGAUGAAACGUUUGAGCAAACCCGCUGUUACUACGAUCCAGACAAAAUACGGUGACACAUAUGACUGUGUGGAUUUCUACGAACAACCAGCCUUCGAUCAUCCUUUAUUGAAGGACCGAAAGUAUGAGUUUCAGAUGAUGAGCCCUUCUCAGACUUCAACCCAAAAGGUUGAUACGGAUGCUUCUGGCAUCGACCCAUUUGAUAUAUGGGUAAAUGGUAAAGGAUGCCCAUCAAAUACCGUACCAAUAAGAAAAAUGGAACGAAAGGAGCUUAUUAGAACGAACUUGGCUGCUAAACUAGCUCACAAUAUUUCAACAGAUGCAAAUCAAGAUGGUCGUGAAUUUGCUAUCCUCCGGACACAAGAGUCAAAAAGAUAUUAUGGAGGUGGAAUGAUAACUAGUGUGUACCAUCCUCAAGUUGGAAAAACUCAAUACAGUGCCAGUCGUGUCAAAUUUCAAAACGGUCCUGACAGUAUUGCGGUAGGAUGGACGGUUAAUCCAAGCUUAUACCCGGAUGGUGAGACUCGACUCUUCAUAUACACAACUACCAAGAAUUCGCAAUGUUAUAACACCUACUGCCCCGGAUUUAUAAUCCUGAGGACAGAUAUACCUCUGGAUUUGCUUCUCAAACCAUACUCUACACCCGGGAAAACAACAUACGAAAAGAAGCUGUUCGUACGCAAGGAUCCCGCAAACGGAAAUUGGUUUCUACAAAUAGGAAUCAUCAAUGCAACCGUUGGAACCUGGCCUCAGAAGAUAUUCACGGGACUGUCGAGCUUUGCGAAUUACAUAGAUUGGGGAGGAGAAGUUUAUAGUCCAGCGGGAGUUGCUCCUCCGCAGAUGGGUGCUGGUUAUGUGCCUGUAUCUCAGAGGCUCGAUUAUGAUUGCUAUGGCAUCCAAGUUACCGUCAUAAACGACCAGGAGAGAGUUGAUUACGAUCCUCCAUCAUUGAAACGUUAUAUCAGUAGUCCGAAAAACUAUUCUUUGAUAGAUGAGGGAAAUCGUGGAGAUGUUCUCCAGCGGAUUAUUAUCUUCGGUGGCAAUAGUAGUCCUUCUAAUAAUGAAUAGAUUUUUGAAGCACUCAUAAUAAGUUGUCCAUCUGCUUAUUGUUCUCUUUGCUGAAAUAAUAAAAGACUCCACGGUUUUUGGCUUUUGACCUAUGUGUGCAUGUUCAAUUAGGAUUGAGAAACUUAAUUAUACUAUUGCACCUACACUACAAAAUGGUCUUCUUUUUUCUUCUCCUGGUCAGAGAUGUCUUUUUUUUUCUCCCCAUGAGGGAACAAGGACGGAUCUAUUUGUUUUAUGUUAUGGAAUAGAGGUAUUCGAAUGGU